Guyanagaster necrorhizus is the source of this 3013-nucleotide messenger RNA. RefSeq lists its product as uncharacterized. Bases 186 to 2666 code for a protein of 826 amino acids. The record is from RefSeq and is a predicted model, not a curated record. Lineage: Eukaryota; Fungi; Basidiomycota; Agaricomycetes; Agaricales; Physalacriaceae. The transcript is spliced from 4 exons.
CUGCGCUCCCUCUUUCCUCCCUACCCCCAUCUCUUGCGUCGCUCCCGGCGCAUUUGUGGAUUUCUCAUCUUUGACACUUUAUUCCGACGAAUUCUAAUUCUCUCACUCAAGCACUCACGCUCACUAACGACACUUAUAUCUCAAAAGCAGCCAAAAAAAAAGAGGAAGAUCGGAUUCAGUUCUGGAUGGCUGACACCACGCAAACAUUCCCCCCGUGGUUGACCCAAGUCGUGUCGACUGUCACUGACGACAGAGGCAUUCCCCUUGCCACCGUCACCUCGGUUAUGUACUUGCCGUUGACAUACUAUGGGCCCAGCAUUCCGUUGGGUUCAGACUGGACUUACGGUGGUCUAACCUCUCCUGCUUCCACUGCAACAUCCAUUACUGAAACCUCAAUAACUACUGCGAUACCUACAACCACCUCAUCUGCGAUACCUUCAACCUCAUCAACAAUAUCUUCAUCUUCAUCUUCUGUAUCUUCAACUUCAUCUGCGAUACCUUCUUCAUCCACCUCUUCGUCGUCCAAUUCGUUGACAUCAUCAAUCUCCGCAUCGUCCACUUCAUCUGUGCCCCUCACUGCAUCGUCCACGUCAUCCCACUCUUCUACCUCAACCCUACCCCCGAGUUCUCAAAGCGGACGCCUCGGCAAAGCCCAAAUUGCCGGCCUCGUUGUGGGCUCUGUUCUCACGCUUGUGGUUCUUCUCACCAUUGGGAUAUGUUAUCUUCGGAGCAGGGAUUAUCGUCGCCGUCAGCAACGUCUUGAAGCUGAUUUUCAAGAAAAAGACACCAGUUAUGUCAUGAUUGAUACUGAGGGCCGCCAGGCUGGGGAAGGUUCACCACGGGGUAGCGGGGAAGAGGUUGAUCCUUUCCUUCAGCGAAGUCGUGGUGCUCCAGCUGUUCCACCGAAACGGAAGGGUGGUGCCAAACCAGGACCUUUUAGGAGAAAAGCCGCGCCGGCAGAGGUCAGAAACGUCCCUAUCAAUGGAAGCGCAUCCUCCAAAAAUAGUAGUGGAAAGAACACCUCUUCGACAGGUUCUGGCUAUGGUUCUCUUUUAGAUCAUCCCACUAUCCACUUUAAUCCGGAUGAUGAGUAUCGACCGGGAUAUAAUCCUCCCACCCCCGAGCCUCUUCAUACUUUGGUAGAAGAAUCAGUCUUGCAGGCCUCCGACGGUGGAGAUACCGAUUUUGGUCCUCCCAUGCCUCCUCCUCCAUUGGUUGAUCCAGAAUCUCAUUCUAGUAGAGACUCCUCGCGUAAUUCUCGCCAAACACAUCGAUCAUCAUAUCCCAUUGAUGGAGAUGAACCUGCUAUGUUGGCAACGGCCCGGCGUGUACGGGUUGAAGACCUUGGCCCUCGAACAUCUCCGUUAUCGUCCAAUUCACCUCUUCAUUCACCUGAGCAUCCUAGUACAAGUGAUGCCGCCAGACACAGUGGCGGUCUCCUCGGACUUGGAAGUUUGGUUGGCUUAGGGCGGAUCAGCAAUCUGUUCAAAAGCUUGGACUCUUCGUCUCGAAGGCAUUCACGUGUUUCCUCUGAGGAUCUCGAGUCGGGUCAAGCUCUGCUUGGUAAUGUUUCGCCUGAAAUGUCCGACCAACGUCCUCUCGCACCCGCAAUGAGUACGAUGAGUGACCGGCCAAUGUCGAGUGUUAGUGCUAGGAGUGCAGCGUCUGGUGCGACGGUGUAUCAUGAUGCACAAUCUUCCAUGCCUAGCACGCCUGUCCUGGCUGGUGUUCCCGUACUUACCCCUCCUCCCCGCGCCCUUGCUGCACCAAACCAGGCGGAACUGGGUAUCUGGAGCCCUGGCUCUGUCGAACGGAUGAGGCACCAUGCCUCUGCACUUGGAGACUCGUAUAUCGCAGAGACGUCGACGGCUCCGAGCGUCCCUACGUCGCCGGUGACACCAGUAUUCGGGGGUCCCAUCGAUAUCCUUGAUAUGCCUGCCCCACGAGGUAUCUCGCCGUUUACGUCGGCGUCUUCGAUGAAGGAUACUCCAAGCAACAGUAGUUUCGGCACUAAGCUACUUUCAUAUGCUCCAGGAUUGCCUUUACCGACGUCUCCACGGAUAUGGGGAGAUAUUACAGGCACUACCUCUUCGACAGGCUCCUUCGCUGGUGGAACAGACGGAGCCGCGGAUGUCACCAUCGAUAUCCUUGAGGAGGAGCCUCCCUCUGCCGGGGAUGGAUGGAGGUCUCUAGCUGGUGUCGUACCCAGCAGCGUGGACGAAGUGGGACGAAGGACAACAUUCGGAUUGCCCCAGUCUGUUCACCAGCCUGGCCAAUACUCCGAGCAAGAAUCAUUAAGCUCGAUGCGCUCUCAUCUAAGCCCAGGAUCGAGGAGUUCUGCGGGUUCGGCCCCUGCUUCGCGGCGGGAUCUCUCUGUCGGAACUGGCUCAUCAAAGAGUCAGGGGACCGCCAGCGGCUCUUCGCUAGCUCAUACAGGUAGCAUCUCUUCAGAUGGACGCCAUAGACACCGCGCACAGGGUCCUAUAUCUCCAGCGCUAUCUGCCUUUGGACUCGUCAGCCCGACUUCGUCAGUGGCAUCCCCUCAUAGGGCACAUUUCUCGGCUUCGUCGUCCAUGGGGACGCGACGGAGUGCAACGGACGAUUCAGGUCCCAUAAGCCCACUCCCCUGGGCUGGGGGCCUAGAUCAAAAUUGGAAACCUACAUAACUAACACCAUUCAUUCGAUGUGCGUUAGACACGCAUACAGCGCGCAAGUCACCAUGAGUCAUUGGACGAGUUCGAUUUCACUCUUUUUUCCCCGAACCGCUGUCCUUUUUCUUAUCGAAAUCUUGGACUUUUUUUCUUUGCUUCAUUUAAGGCUGCCAAGCCUACCGAUACUGUAUUCGUUGUCUUUUGGGUGUUAUCGAGAUUUGAUCUAUCCAUUUCAUUUGUUAUACUGUAUCCUUACGACUUGCCAUGAUCAUGUCCUGAUAUGCAUUGCUGUUCACCUCUUCUUCGAAUUUACAUCGCCUGUAAUCACAACGAGUACUUAGAUGUAAAAAAAGUUCUAAAAC